AUGGCUAGCGGCAGUGGCUGGGCCAGCCUCUCCUCCUUCCUCCCCUGGUCAAGAUCCAUGGUUCAUCCAUGGGGUUGUUCUGGCAUCGGCCAGGACGCCAGGUUGCGGUGCGGCACCGAUGCCAUGUUGUUCGGGGCGAUACAUGGUGUGGUUCAUAUCGCGCAUGCAGUUUGGAGCAUGGGAACAUGCAAUGCAAAAAUGUUGCGUUUUGUGUAUAAAAAAUACGAACUCAUUUGA
This is a messenger RNA of Triticum turgidum subsp. durum (durum wheat), 237 nucleotides long. The record is from the annotation of a GenBank genome assembly. NCBI's taxonomy places the organism in Eukaryota, Viridiplantae, Streptophyta, Magnoliopsida, Poales, Poaceae.